Molecule: messenger RNA, 2511 nt
Organism: Homalodisca vitripennis (glassy-winged sharpshooter)
Lineage: Eukaryota; Metazoa; Arthropoda; Insecta; Hemiptera; Cicadellidae
Product: extensin-like
Exons: 2
Coding region: 1-2511 (836 amino acids)
Source: RefSeq, a predicted model, not a curated record
AUGCGAGUGGAGUUCGAAUACUUCGAUGGGGUGUUUGAAGUGACUGACCCACCCCCACACCCACCCCCCCCAGCAGACCCACCAGCCACCCAACCCACCCAGCAGACAGCACCCGCCCCCCAGCCCACCAGCCCCACCCCCAGACAACCCCAGCCACACCCCCCACCACCCAGCACCCCAGCACGACCAGCCCCAGACCAGCAAACAGACACACCCCCAGCCACCAGACAACAGCCCCAGCACCCAGCACCCAGCCCCAGCAACCACAGCCCACAGCCACAAACCCAGCCAGCACACCACCCCCCCAAGACCACCCCAGAACCAAACCCAGCCAGAUCAACCACACCCCCACCAGACCCACACACCACACAGACCAGACACACCCCCAGACCCAGCACCACAGCCCAACACACACACCACCCCCAGCCCCCCCCACCCACACCCCACAGCAGCCCACACACCCACCACCACAGACCACAGCCCCCACCAGACCCCAGCAGCACCCCACCCCCACCCACCCAGCAGCACCACAACCAGCACCCACACCCCAGACAGCAGACCAGCCAGCCCCACCCAGCCACACCCCAGACCAGCCCCCCCCCCCACAGACAGCCAGCCCACCACCCCAGCACACCAGAACCCCAGACCAUCCAGCACCCAGACCACAGACCAAGACCAGCCCCACACGCCACAGACAGCACCCACCACCAGACACCCCCAGCACACCAACCCACCACGACCAAGCAGACCCCCACACAAGACCCAGCACCCCCAGCACCACCACCCCACCCCCCCAGCACCCCCACCACAGACCACCCCAGCACACCAGCACCACACACCCCACCCAGCACACCACAGCCCCAACCACCACCAGCCCCAGCACCAGACCCACCAGCCCACACCCCCACAACACAGCACCCACACAGACCCCCACCCCAGACCCCCCAGACCAGACCAGCACCCCACACCAGACCACCCACCACAGCCACAGCCCACCCAACAGACCACAGCACCCCACCCCAGCCACAGACCCAGACACACACCACCCCAGCAGACCCCCCACAGCACACCAGCAGACCCAACACCACACAACAGACACCACAGCCAGCACCCCAACCACAGCCACCAACCCCCGCCACAGCCCACCCACCAGCCCCGAUCGCCAGCCCAGAACACCCCACCAGCACCCCAGCACAGCCCAGCACCCAGAGCCCACAGACCCACCCCAGACCCAACCCCAGACACCCACAGACCACCCAACCAACAGCCCCAGACACCACCACAGACCCACACCCACGAGACAGCACCCCACACCCACCCAGAGCCCCCAGCCACCAGACCCCCCCACGAACAGCCCACCACCCACCACAGCACCACAGCCACCACCACAGCACCACCCACACCCACCAGACCACCAGCCCCACACCCCACCACACACCCCAAACCACACCAGCCACCCCACCAGACCACAGACCACCCCAGAACCAGCACACCACAGCCACAGCCACAGACCCCACCAGACACCACAACCACCCAGACCACCCAGCACACACCACACACCAGACCCACCAACAGCACCCGAACACACCACCAGACACCCCACACCACCAGCCAGACCACCACAGCACACCCCAGCCCAGCCAACCCACACAACCCAGACAACCCCCAACCACCACACCACAGCACCCCCAGACACCACCACCCCAACCAACAGCCACACCACCACCACCCGACCCACCAGACCCACAGACCCCCCACACCCGACCCCACACCACAGACACCAGAACACACGCCACCACACAACAGCCACCCAACACAACAGAACACCACACACAGACACCCAUCAACCCACAACCAACACCACAGCCAGCACACCCCCACACAGACCACAGCCCACACAGACAGCAGCAGAACCACCCCGCACACCACAGACACACCCCCACACCCCCCACAGAACACACACACACCCACAGAACCACCACAGACACAGACAGACACCCAGACCCACAGCAACCACCACACACCACAGCAGACACCCAAGCACCACCCCAGACCACCCAGACCACCAGAACCCCAGACACACACCCCACCAGACAACACCCCCCAGCCCACCCACAGCCCACAGACCACCCACACCCAACACCCAGCAACCUCCAGCACACCCAACAGCACCAGAACACACCACAGACCCACCCAAACCACCCACAGACAGACACCAACCAACACACACACCACACAGAAACCAACCCCACCACCACACACAGACCACCAAAACCCCCAGCCACCCGCAGCCCCCAAACCACCACCCCCCAAAAAAACCCCCCGAACACCACCCCACCAGCACAGACCAAACCAACCCCCCCCAACCCCACCCCCCCCAGACACCAAAGACCCAAAACCACACAACCCACCCAGACCACACAGCCGACCACACAGACCCCCCAGCCCAAAACACCAGCCCCCACCCCAGACCCAGACCCCCACCACCCCACAGAAUUGUCAGGACCAUGA